Molecule: messenger RNA, 3110 nt
Organism: Osmerus eperlanus (European smelt)
Lineage: Eukaryota; Metazoa; Chordata; Actinopteri; Osmeriformes; Osmeridae
Gene: pan3
Product: poly(A) specific ribonuclease subunit PAN3
Exons: 19
Coding region: 419-2797 (792 amino acids)
Biological process (GO): mRNA processing; nuclear-transcribed mRNA poly(A) tail shortening
Cellular component (GO): P-body; PAN complex
Molecular function (GO): poly(A) binding; metal ion binding
Source: RefSeq, a predicted model, not a curated record
UUGUGGUUAUCAUUGCCAGGUCUGGGCUGGCGUAUGGUCACAGAUAAACUAAUAAUUUUCACACGGAGAUAGUUUGUUUUGUCUAUAGAGCCAGGCACAUGCCUCGCCUUUAAACGUAGCUUGCAAUAUUUUGCAAGAGAAAGACUCUAAACAUUGCGAAUCUUCCCUCUCACUUGACUAGAGACUACGAGAAAAGCUACCCACAAUGCAUAGCAAUGCUAGCUAGUGUUAGCGGAAUAGCCAGAGAGCAGAAAACAACAACAAGAGCGUGAACGAGGCUCAACAACAGGCUAGCUAGCUUCCAAGGCCAGCUGCAUGGAUAGCGACAAUAACGACGACCAAGAUUCAGCGAACGCGGUGUCCUUUUCAACAUUCUUUGUAAUAUACACAGAUAAUCGGUGGCAGCAGCAGCGGUGCCAUGAACAGUGGACUCCCAGCUUCAGCUGCUCCGCUUGGGGGUAUUGGAAUAACUAACAUCAAGGUGAAGUUUUGCCGAUAUUACGCGAAGGACAAGACUUGCUUUUAUGGGGACGAGUGUCAGUUCUUGCACGAGGAUCCGUCAAUGGCAAGCCUGUCUAUGCACGGCGGAGGCAGCCCUGUCCCCCUAUCCAUGGCAGGGGGAACCGUGACAGGAGCGGGGUAUUCACUCGGUGGAACAGCAGCGGGCGGUGGGGGAACGAAUGUCCCUAAAAAGGGCGAAUCUCUGGGGCCUGCAGGCACGGCUCUAGAGGGACAGUUGUUAACCAUCACUGGGAUGGAGGUCGGGACCCUGAGUGAGGGCAAUCUAACCAACUCAUACUUUAGUAGCAGCUUCAUCGGAGUUAAUGGAUUUGGAAGCCCUGCAGAGUCUAAAUACACCAUGAUGCAGAGAAUUACCAGCAGCAGCAGCUCUCCCAGUCUAAUCAAUGAUGGUGCCAAGAACUAUAGCCACAGCACUCAUGAUCCAGUGAAUUCCCCCUCGUCUUCACUCUUUGGUGAUUUUGGUGCCCUAAGCAUAUCUCAAAGGAGAAAGGCCCCUAACCCGACAGCCAGUGAGUUCAUCCCCAAAGGCGUCCCUCGCAUAGCCUCCAUGGCCCAGUCUAGUGUGCCAGCCUUCCCGUCGCCCCUCUUCCCUCACCCCGCUCUCAGCGGCUCCACGGCUGCUGCCCUCUCUCCCGGGAUGUCUCUGUCCGCGGGGUCCUCUCCCCUCCACUCCCCAAAGAUCACGCCCCACACUUCACCUGCCCCGCGCCGACGGAGCCACACCCCCAACCCCAACCCAGCCAAUUACAUGGUGCCCACCAGCGCCUCCGACCAGCUCGCAGCUCACAUCAUCCAGAAGGAGACAGUGGGGGGGACUACCUACUUCUACACUGACAACACCCCUGCACCCAUGGCUGGGAUGGUGUUUCCUACCUACCAUAUCUACCCCCCUACUGCUCCACAUGUGGCCUACAUGCAGCCCAAAGCCAAUGCCCCGUCUUUCUUCAUGGCAGAUGAACUCCGACAGGAGCUGAUCAACAGACAUUUAAUAACCAUGGCCCAGAUAGACCAGUCAGAAAACCCAGGUGUCCCCUCAGAAGUGGACAGCUACCACAGCCUGUUUCCAUUGGAGCCCGUCCCCCCACCCAAUCGCAUGCAGAAGACCAGCAAUUUCAGCUACAUCACUUCCUGUUACAAGGCGGUCAACAGCAAGGAUGAUCUACCGUACUGCCUGAGGAGAAUACAGGGGUUCCGCUUGGUGAACACCAAGUGCAUGAUGCUGGUGGACAUGUGGAAGAAGAUCCAACACUCCAACGCUGUGACGCUGAGGGAGGUGUUCACCACCAAGGCCUUUGGAGACCACUCUCUGGUGUUCUCCUACGACUUCCAUGCUGGUGCAGAGACCAUGUUCAGCAGGCACUUCAACGACCCAGCUGCUGACUCCUACUUCACCAAGAGGAAGUGGGGCCAGCAUGAGCCUCCACCACCAAGACAGCACGCCGGCCUUCUCCCCGAGUCUCUGAUCUGGGCUUACAUCGUCCAGCUCAGCUCAGCCCUUCGCACCAUCCACACUGCUGGCCUCGCCUGCCGGGUCAUGGACCCCAGCAAGAUCCUCAUCACUGGCAAAACCAGGUUACGGGUAAACUGUGUCGGGGUGUUUGACGUCUUAACAUUUGACAACAGUCAGACAAACCACCUGGCCCUUAUGCCACAGUAUCAGCAAGCAGAUCUCAUCUCCCUGGGCAAAGUGGUGUUGGCUCUGGCGUGUAACUCUCUGGCUGGGAUUCAGAGGGAGAACCUGCAGAAGGCCAUGGAGCUGGUGUCCAUCAACUACUCAUCAGACCUCAAGAACCUCAUCCUGUACCUGCUGACUGAGCAGUCACGUCUGCGCAGCGUCAAUGACAUCAUGCCCAUGAUCGGAGCCCGCUUCUACACUCAGCUGGACGCCUCGCAGAUGAGGAACGAUGUCAUAGAGGAAGACCUGGCCAAGGAGGUGCAGAAUGGCCGCCUCUUCCGUCUCUUGGCCAAACUGGGAACCAUCAAUGAGAGGCCAGAGUUUCAGAAGGACCCUACGUGGUCAGAGACGGGGGAUCGCUACCUGCUCAAGUUGUUCCGAGACCACCUGUUCCACCAGGUGACCGAGGCAGGGAGCCCCUGGAUCGACCUGAGCCACAUCGUCUCCUGCCUCAACAAACUGGACGCUGGCGUGCCUGAGAAGAUCAGCCUGGUGUCUCGUGAUGAGAAGAGUGUGCUGGUGGUGACCUACUCUGACCUGAAGCGCUGCUUUGACAGCACCUUCCAGGAACUGCAGUCUGCUGCCACAGGCCCCCAGUAGAGGCCCUCCCUCCCCAGGCCACAGGCGGGGCUGCCUGGACCGGAACACAUUAUUGCACUACUGCGGACAAGCAGGCGCAUGGGGAUGACAUCAUCAUCAGCGUGGCGAGGGCAGAUGGAUGGGACCUGCUGAACCUCUGUCACAUACACUGUCCUGUCCACCAGGAAGGAUUUUAUAAAGUGUAUUUUUUUAGUUUUCCUAACCCUGCAGCUACGAGUAAAAAAAAAAAAAAAAAAAAAAAGUUACGGACUUACGAUGGAAGCUGUGAUGAGGAUGUUGACAAUUAUUCUUUUUUUAUUUUUUAAGACUUGGG